Messenger RNA from Drosophila biarmipes, 979 nucleotides. RefSeq names its product V-type proton ATPase 21 kDa proteolipid subunit c'' (gene VhaPPA1-1). Bases 168 to 806 code for a protein of 212 amino acids. The record is from RefSeq and is a predicted model, not a curated record. NCBI's taxonomy places the organism in Eukaryota, Metazoa, Arthropoda, Insecta, Diptera, Drosophilidae. Gene Ontology annotation, biological process: proton transmembrane transport. The transcript has 3 exons. Gene Ontology annotation, cellular component: proton-transporting V-type ATPase, V0 domain. Gene Ontology annotation, molecular function: proton-transporting ATPase activity, rotational mechanism.
UGCGCACUGUUGUGUUAUCGCACUUAUCGAGUGGCGUGAUUAUUCGAUAGCCUCUGAUAGAGAAAAUGUACGUCAUGUGAUUGUGGAUUCUUUUUUCGCACGGAGCAGUCACCUGUCGACGAGAAAAUAUAAUUACGCCUGCAAUUCGACAGUGAAGAAAUAGCAAGAUGGCGGCCCAAAUACGCACCGUGGUGUCCCAAACGUUCCUGUGGCUCUUCCUCGCGGUGGCCACCAUCCUGACCCUGUACUUCGUGAUGACGGGCAAGGGCGAGCGGGUGAGCGUGGGCUGGUUCCUGGCCUCCUCGAACCCGUACAUGUGGGCCUGCCUGGGCAUCGGACUCUCCGUCUCGCUGUCCGUGGUGGGCGCCGCCCUUGGCAUCCACACGACGGGCACCAGCAUUGUGGGCGGUGGUGUGAAGGCGCCCCGCAUCAAGACCAAGAACUUGAUCUCCGUCAUCUUCUGCGAGGCGGUGGCCAUCUACGGUCUGAUCACCGCCAUCGUGCUCUCCGGCCAGCUGGAGCAGUUCUCGAUGGAAACGGCGCUGUCGCAGGCCGCCAUCCAGAACACCAAUUGGUUCUCCGGCUACCUCAUCUUCGGCGCCGGCCUGGCCGUCGGUCUGGUCAAUCUGUUCUGCGGUAUCGCCGUGGGAAUCGUGGGAUCGGGAGCCGCCCUCUCGGACGCCGCCAAUGCUGCCCUCUUCGUGAAAAUCCUCAUCGUCGAGAUCUUCGGCUCGGCCAUCGGUCUGUUCGGCCUGAUCGUGGGCAUCUACAUGACCUCGAAGUCCAAGAUGGGCGACAAGGAGUAGGCGCAGCCGUCACCAGCCUUCCAGUCCUUCGCCACCGCAUCAUCACGAAGAACAACAACAACCAUCAGUCACCCAGGCAUUCCCUCAUCCCCAGCAGACACGCACAAGACCAGUGUUUGCCUAUUUUUUGGAAAUUACAACUCGUUCAAUGCAGUUACAGCUUGCAGGCGCCU